AUGUCGAAGUUGCAGGACGAUCUGAGACAGCAGGGACUGCCAAAGGACUGCACGACGGUAGUUAAUCUGGCCGGAGCCACGAUCGGAGAUCCUAAGUACAAGCAGGAGGUCAGGUCUAGCAGGAUCGAGACGACCAAGACCCUGGCCAAUUUGGUGCGCACCUCCGAGGGAGAUAAAAAGGUGUUUAUCUGCGCUUCUGCUAUCGGCUAUUAUCCGCCGAGCGACAAAAGGGUCUAUAGCGAAGAUUCUAUUGUCGAUUCAUCCUCUGCCAAGGCAGAAUUUUUCGCUAAGCUCUGUUAUGAUUGGGAAGAGGCUGGCGAUCUCGGCAAAGACUGCAAGCAUCGGCAUGUGAUCGUUCGAACAGGCAUCGUACUUGGUAAAGGGGGCGGUAUAAUUAAAAACCUAUAUUGGCCGUUUUGGUUUGGCCUCGGUGGUCCGUUUGGAAGCGGAAGCCAGCCGUUUCCAUGGGUUCACCUACACGACGUGGUUGGCGUUUACAUGUACGCCAUGUUCAACAAACAC
Messenger RNA from Soboliphyme baturini, 522 nucleotides. The record is from the annotation of a GenBank genome assembly. Lineage: Eukaryota; Metazoa; Nematoda; Enoplea; Dioctophymatida; Soboliphymatidae.